AAGCUCCUGCACGAAAGACCCGAACAGCUGUUGUCAUGGUGACGUUCAAGAAAAUUGCAAUUAAUUGUGUUAUCCAGGUGAAAUUAUGAAAUACCUCUAUGACUCCUAUGUGAGGUUUGAUGUGUAUAGGAUUUAAUUUAAAUGCUGCAGCGGAAACUAGAGAUUACUGUAGGCACUGCAUAUGAGGUUCUGACUCUCAGGUACUGGAGGGUUUGCUUUGGCAAAAGCUCUGUUGCUGCAGAGAUGGCUGAAACUACAGGUUGAACCACAGAGGAUCCACAUGUUCUUCAUGCAGCCCCAAGUCAUCCUCAGCUUCCUCCUCACCCGACGAACUGUCUGCUAAAAAUGUCCAGAGACAAAGCAGAUUUCUCCACCCCUGUGUCUCUUUCUCUGUUUUCUCCCCACCCCGCUCUCAUUCCAUCAGGUCCUCACAACACAGCCUCCGAACGCCUCAUCUCCUCCAUCAGAGCGGGAGGGUCGGAGAGAGGGAGAGGAGAAGUGACGGGAGAACAACAUCAACAUCACUGACAAGAGUCUCCCUCACUGCUGGAGAGAGGGGAAGAGAAGGAGAGAGAAGGGGGGAGUGAAAGAAGGGGAAGAGGAGAGGGGGAGACAGCAGAACAGUGAGAGGAAGAAGUUUUAGUUGGACUGACGACAAGCAAAGGAGAGUUUGGAGUGAGAGAGCUUGGUGGGGGAUCGGGAGCUUCAUUUUCCCUUUUCUUUUCUCGGCGGGUGCAGUCUGCCUCCUCUCUUCUCCCUUUCUCUUCUUCCCCUUCUCUUGCUCCACUUCUCAUCCCAGACUCGCCCCCCAGCUCCCGCCGUGGGGUCUCAGCUCUCCGUCUCCCUCCCCCCCUCCCUCGCUCCCUACCUCCCCCGGGCCUUGCUGGGAGCCUCUGGGCUGCUGCGCCGCAGGAGGAUGUCUCGCAGGGAGUCCCCUCCGCCGCCCUCGCCUCCUCCACAGCUGCUGGGAAUGCAGAGAGGACAGGUGGACUGCGAGGAUCGUCCGGAGCGCGCUGAGCCGCUGUCCGACGCCGAGCGGGAGAUCGUCCAGGGCACAUGGGGGCAUGUCUACAAGAACUGCGAGGAUGUGGGGGUGUCUGUGCUCAUAAGGUUCUUUGUCAACUUCCCAUCGGCAAAACAGUACUUCAGCCAGUUCCAGGACAUGGAGGAUCCUGAGGAGAUGGAGCGAAGCAGCCAACUUCGGCACCAUGCCCGCAGGGUGAUGAACGCCAUCAACACUGUGGUGGAGAACCUCCAUGACCCAGAGAAGGUGUCGUCUGUGCUCGCCCUGGUGGGAAAGGCCCAUGCUGUCAAGCACAAAGUGGAGCCCAUGUACUUUAAGAUCCUGGCUGGAGUGAUGCUGGAGGUGUUCUCCGAAGAUUUCCCAGAGUUCUUCACAACAGAGGUGCAGGUGGUGUGGACCAAACUGAUGGGGGCGGUGUACUGGCACGUGACGGGGGCCUACACUGAGGCGGGCUGGCUCCAGGUCUCCAGCUCAGCGGUGUGAAGAAGAAGUGGGUUGUCAACUGAGUUUCCAGUGGACUUAUUGAAGCGUUUGUGUAAAAUGUGGACGGAGAAUUGAGAGGAGUCCCACGAGGACGGUUUCACAGACCUGAAUCACAUUAACAUGGUAAUCCGUGCAAAUUUGUUGUUUAUUUUGUUUUCAUUACACUGCAGUUCUUGGAGAUGAGUUGGACACCAUACCAUGUAGCCAGUCACUGCGCUCUUCCGCUGUCAGUUUUUGGUGUUUAUGUUUCACUGCUAAUGCUAACUUUCAACUUUUUCUUUUGUUCUUUCAAAACAAUCUGCCAGAAACAGAAGCACCACUUCCUGUGUAGCAUUAGUAUUAUUAGUAGCAUGUUCCUUAGCUGCCAAGUGUUUAGACAAGCAACCCCAAAAGCUUCAAUGAACUGAUUUAACUCUCUUUGAUACAGACGUGAUUGAGCUCUGUCCUGGGGCUCUGUCAAGCUUUCCAAUUUAGUAGAGCACACACGCCAUUUGAAUUGCUCGCUAUUUAAUGUUAUCAAUGCAAAUUAAUAAUUAACAUUCCUAAAACAUAAAUAGGACCUUAAGGCUGCAUACUAGCAACAUGCUAAAGGCUAAAGCUAAAUGUGCUUGAAAAUAAAUGUUUUUUUUUUUUUUUUUUGUCACGUGUCAGAUUAGAUAUUUUACAAAACAAGCAAAAAAGUAGUAUGAUAGUGGUUUGUUCCUUAGUCUUGACAGUGAUGCUGAUUAGGCCAAUUUCGUAAACAUGCUAGGUAAUCAGUCAGUUAAAAGACACCUUCCUCCAAACUGCUGUGCAGACUUAUGCACUCAAAAGAUAAACUGUAACUUCCUUUAUUUUUUGUAUCUCUUACUUACCUUCAACAAUAACAAGAUUGAUCUAGGAUCUAACAGCAAAUGACUUUUGACACCCAAGACAGGCUAUAAGUCAUCAUUUAAUGGUUUCUGUCUUAACGUUGACUGAAAGUCUGAGCCUUCCACUCUGGAUUUGUUCCUACAUACAGGACAUAACCUCCUUAAUCAUUAAAGAAACAAAAACUAAUAAAUUAAUAUUAAGCAGUUACAAGAAUUAAAAUAAUAAAGACUUUUAAAUUAUUAAUUAAUGAACUUGAUCAUUGAACUUAAUUAAACUUGACCUCCCUGAUGCUUAAAGUCACAAAAGUAAGUAAUGAAACUGCUUCUUGCAAUUUAAAUGAAUAAAAGCUUGACAGGCCCGCUGCUACAGAUGCUGAGCUAAUGUUAUGUUGGGCUAUCUAUUCUGAGUCAGAUUUCAUAGUAGUCAGUGAUGUACAAAAAGACAUCUAUUUGUAAAAAUGUUGUGGAUUAUUACUUUUCGGGGUUCAUUUCUGCUGAAACCUGUGGCGAGAGAAGAGGCAUCUUCUCACAUAUGAAAACACCUCAUGAUACUUUGAAAGAUGGAAUAAAUGUCUAGACAAGGAAUGAUUUUUAAGCUAAGAGCAGGGGGGCAGUUAGUUGCUGAUGCCCCAGCUACGGGACCAUGGAGCUGCUGACUGUUAAUAGAUCCUCUUUGUGUCCUAAUACAGUAUAUCCUCAUGUUUAGGGGACCUGCACCCCUUUCUCUCUCUCUAUUUAAUGUCUUGUUGAACUUUACUGAGGUGUUGUUUGUAUAAGUGUACAGUGGGCAAAUGUGCGUACUCUUCUGCCUUCGUUUACAACUCAUUGACACGGUGAUCUGUUGUCGUGUUGAAGAGGGCUCUUUUUCUUUGCUGAAAGUCUUAAUUAGCACCAAUGCUUUUUUUUUGCCUGACAUAUCACUACACAAUCCACUACACACUAACAUUGUGAAAGUGAGAUGGAAAAUAUCAGCAGGUGGACACAAUCAGGAUCACAAUCUCACAUGGCGAUGCUAUAAGACGUCUCCUAUGUUAAUAUUUACACCACUGUCGGGUAGUUUACAUCUUCAAACCCCCAUCACAGUGACGUGUUGCUUUAAAGUCUCCAUUAAAGGCUUUAGGAACCCACACAGGACAUCUACAAAAUACAAGUGGUGGUUUCCCCACUAAAUUCUGCAGACCUCAGUUCAUUAAGGUACAUAUUCUUUACCUUACUUAACCCUGCGUCCUAGCCAGAUUCUUACUUUAGUCAAUUCCCAAACAUAGCCAGCAGAUCUGUUUAAAAUGGACACUUGAUCCAAUCUUCAGUUUGCAUCUGCUCCAGUGACGUCUUGUAUCUCCCAUCUGACCCCCAUUGGCAUAAGCAUCUGGUCUUAAUGAGGAAGUAAUGAGUCUCCUCUCCUUCUCAUUUGGUCAUUCAUCUACUGUAACUUCCCAUUGCCUCUGCUGGGACUGCCUCCUUGACAACAAAAACAAUUACUCCCGGACAGAUGGCCAUAUACUACCACACAGUGUUGGCCACUUACAACGAUGUUUCCAUCUUUUUCAUUCCCUUGUAAAUUAGUUUAGGACUGUUAUAUUCACUAAUGAAUACCAGAAAUAAAACAUUUAUUUACUGCUCUACGUGACACAUUUUGGAAUGUCCCAGACCAGUGUCCAGUUUUUUCUUAUUGUGACUUCCUUGGGAAGCUGUAAACGAAAUCACAGCCCCUUGACGUGUGAUUGAUUGGUGAUUUAUCAACAGAGAAUCAAGAAUUAAUACUACUUCAUAAUACUUUCAACUCAAACACACAAAAUGCUUUUGUGCUUUAGUGACAGUGAAGGGGUCAAUGGAUGGCUCCGGUUGGCUUCACAAAUUGAAUCCAAUUCAAAGACCAUUUCCAAGGCAGUGUAAAAUUGAAUGUGUCACAGACAAAAAAAAAAGUGAAACUGAUCACUUUAGCAGUGGCUGCCUGUGCAGUUACAGGGCUAUUAGUUAUCUGAGUUUAACAAGUCAUUAUGUAAAACUGGUCCAUAUCUUUCCCCUUGUCACCUCUCAGUGAUUCUGUUUCUUUGUGAACCUCUGCCUCAGGGCCAUGACACACCAAGUCAACAGUCAGCUGGUGUCAGGCCAUUGGUAAACUUCUGUGACACUUGUUUUUGUUUUGUGUCCUGCGCAUAGACACUAGACACUAAGGCCAUGUCUCCCAAUUUUUAGCAGACUGAGCAUGUUGAAUUAGUCACAGAGCCCUUGAGCAACUGAGAUCACAGGAGAAAAGUGGAAGUGGCGACAGUCAAGUUCAAAGAGCCCACAGGGCCUUCUCAUAUUAUAUCUUUUUCUCAACUUGUCAUUCAAAUAUGAAAAAUAUAGGGGAUAAUCAUUGUGAUCAUUGCCCUCUUCUUUGUUUAAUAGAUUCACCCUUUUCAAUUACAAAUACAAACUACUGCCACCUGCUGGUAAGAAGGGUUAUUCCCUCUCAUUCCAGGCUAGAACAUAUAGCACGUCAUACAUGUUUAUAACCCUCAUGGUGUGUUUAAGUGUACGUUUUUGCUCUGAUACAGGAAACAUGAGGUGGGGUGGUGUCAUAGUCUCCCAUUAUUGUCGCCACUUCGUAGAUGUUACCUCUAGACCGCACAGUUAAAUAAUGAAUGGUUGUGUUUCCAUCAUGUUUGUUGUUGUGCACAUUGUUUGUGCAAUGACUCUUGAUGUGCUCUGCACCCAGUAUUUACAUAGCAGUAGCAAAAUGAAUAGUCAAGCGUACUUUCAUGCUAGUUUUGGAAAAAGGAGAAUUAAAUAUUAAAGAUUUAGUUAAACAGCUGAGGCACUGAUUGUAGCACAACUUAUGGCACAUUACAUUUAAAAUAUAUGUGUAUCAUUAUUAAAUACAUAAAACAAAUUAUCUAUUAUCUCAAGUUAGUAUCUUGUGUGUUGUUUUCACAAAAUAACAAGGUAGUAAUUUUGCUAUGACAAAAUUAUAUCACUUUGUGAUCUGGAAAGGAUGAGAUCAAAACAAUAACCACAAUCACACUGGACUUCAGUAUUUGUGAAAAACUGCCAAAGUUUUAAAAGCUUUUCCUUUGAACUUUGAACAGUUUGGCUGGAGAGAUGUAAGUUCACGUCACGCUUAGAUUCAUCAGACAAGUGGACAAAAAUACACAGAGGAGUCAAACUAAUGCUCAAUAGUUCUGGAAGUUGUAAAGCUCUUGCCAGUCACAAAUGAUCUGUUUCAAAAUUCUAUUCUUUGCCCAACUUCUGACACGAGCGUUUCUCUGAGGUAGCCUCUGAAGGGUCAGGAAUAUUUUUACAAAGCAAACACCCGUCUGACAUAAUGUUUAUUAAAACCUGAGUGCUUUGAAACCUAUCUGCAAACACUCACCGCGCUCCCGCUAAGCCGCUGGUUUCAUGACUGUCGCCCUCUGUACACUGCACGCUUCUCUCCGCGCCAUGAACUCGCACACAUCCACAGUUAUGUGCAGACACAUCCCAAUUAUGCUCCCUCCAUUUCUCACUCACAUAUGGUUGGGCAUGUCCUCGCAUGCCGCGCGUACUACAGCAGCUCUUCUGGGCUCCAUCUUCAAUCAUUUUAAGCCAGAAACAACACUUUCUUUGCUUGUUAUUUCACACAGUCAUUCUCUUCCUGCAAAUAAGGGCAUUGCAGCAUACGUAGACCUGUGUUUUUUGUCGUGAAAUGUUCUUGUCUAUCGGUUGAAAAGUUCGGACUUUAUAUUUUUCUAAAUAUACCUAUGAGAAGAGUUCUAUGUAUUUGAACACUGUAUAUGCAUAUGUCAUUGAUUACUGCGCUGUUGGUGGGAGCGAGUGCAGUGGCUUUGUAGUGUUUUGAGCAUGUUUGCACAGACUUGUACCUUCGCAGACCUGGUGAAAAUGAAUCAUGACCAUCAAUAAACUGUACUUGUACAA
Molecule: messenger RNA, 6255 nt
Organism: Mugil cephalus (flathead mullet)
Lineage: Eukaryota; Metazoa; Chordata; Actinopteri; Mugiliformes; Mugilidae
Gene: cygb2
Product: cytoglobin 2
Exons: 7
Coding region: 917-1507 (196 amino acids)
Biological process (GO): oxygen transport
Molecular function (GO): heme binding; iron ion binding; oxygen binding
Source: RefSeq, a predicted model, not a curated record